Messenger RNA from Penicillium malachiteum, 2361 nucleotides. Its product is annotated as MKT1 family protein. Gene Ontology annotation, molecular function: 5'-3' DNA exonuclease activity; 5'-flap endonuclease activity. The transcript is spliced from 6 exons. Bases 1 to 2361 code for a protein of 786 amino acids. Lineage: Eukaryota; Fungi; Ascomycota; Eurotiomycetes; Eurotiales; Aspergillaceae. Gene Ontology annotation, cellular component: nucleus. Gene Ontology annotation, biological process: DNA recombination; DNA double-strand break processing; mismatch repair. The record is from RefSeq and is a predicted model, not a curated record.
AUGCCUAGUAAUUCCAAGAUCGCGACCUUGUCCGGUUUGCUUCAGUUUGCUAACACCUCGCCUUUAGUCCGCCCCCUCGAUGACUGGGCCGUAGGCCGCACCCAAUCCCUCCCUCUCUCCGCCCUGAAAGGUACUGUCAUCGGUAUCGAUGCUGCUCAUUACAUUCAACAACAUUUGGUGAAUCAGUCAACUCGGGAAGCUCUUCUAGGUGCCUUGGGAGGUUUCCCAUUCGCUCUGAAGAACAAUAUCGAGAAAGAGCUGCAGGCCCUCAAAGGUCUGGGCAUCGGCUGCAUUUUCGUCUUCAAUGGACUUGACUUCGGCAAACGAGAUCAACGUACGCAGGCGCAACCCGCAUCAGUGCGCUCCUUCGAACAGGCUUGGGACCUCUACGACCAGCAACAGGCCGACCAGGUCGUGGACGCCUUCAGCAACGCUGGUAUGCCAAUCUUUCCAUACGGGAUCCCUGCAAUGUGGCCGACAUCCCCACCACCAUUUGACGAUGACUGGACUUGGUCGCACCCAUCCGUUGGAUAUUACGCAAACACCGCUGACCCCCUUGACCCCCCAGGGACCCCACCCCCGGAAACCCUCUUCAAGUUCCUGCAACGGAUCCUGAACCAAAAUGGCGUCCCCUUUCUGGUGGCGCCAUAUAGCGCGGUCGCCCAGCUCUCCUACCUCGCCCGUGGCUCCAACCCCGUCGUCGAUGCCGUAUACGGUCCGUCCGAAGCCUUCCUGUUUGAUCUGGAUAAGCUGGUGACCCGCAUCGAGACUGAACCGGCACAAUUCACCUGGCUCACCAAGCAAACUUGUCAGGAGGAGCUGGGUCGUCUAUCAAAUGAACAGUUCUUGGAAUUCCUUCUCCUUCUAGGGUCGUCGUUCCUACGACCCUGCCCUCUUUUUGAAAACCCCGCUUACCCAGGAAAGCUUCCUAAUAUUCGCGAUGCUCUGCCAAUGUUCAAUUCCGCCGGGCGAACUGCUUUGGCCAUGUGCGCCCAGUACGAGGAGGACCGUCGCAUGAACGAGUAUCAAUAUGUGGACCGGUACAAGCGCGCAUAUUUGAGCGUCAAGUACCACGUUUAUAUGGAUUUGGAAGGACGAGUUGUUCCCAUGGAAUCGGAGACUGUCUCUUCUGACUUGCACGAAAUUAUUGGCCAGCGACUUCCAGAAGAGCUUUACUUUUACUUAUCCAAGGGUGUUUUGGGGGCAGAUGUACCGAACUACCUCACCUCAGGUGAAGUGCGAUCUUCAUUGCCGAUGGGUGCAGAGGAUACCGAAGUCUACCGCCAGCUUGUCGGAGAAACUCUCACCCCUAUCCGCACACAGUCCAUCUGCCUGCUAGCCAACUCGCUUCACCGAUUCUAUCAGACUAAAGAGAUUCAUAUUCGCCCCUGGUUCGACGAAAGCUCAGAUGAAAAAAUCAACUUGAAGAACAUCCCCUCUGUGAAGGAAACGAUUCAGGCAUGGAGAAUCCCUUCUGCGCAGUUCCCCGAGAGCGUCAAGAAGUUGCAAGUACCUCUUGGUUCUUUCAAAUUUGCCGUCCAAAGUCUUAAUAGCUCAGACUUCGUACCAAAGUCAUUUGCUACCAAAGAGGAUCCGGUUCUGUCAUCCCAAGAGGAUAUUCUUUCUAACGUUAUUUGGCGGUUCUUGCAACUGCGUGGUUAUGUUGAUGACAAGCACAAGCUCACUGUGUGGGGCAAGUGCCUGGAGCAAGCUUUAUCGAGUGUGGACCCUGCAGAUAACUUGGAAGAUGCUAUAUUCAUUGCUAUUGAGAUGCUUCGCUUCGACCUUCUCAACACAAAGAAUUGGUUCUCCCAUGUAUCUGGUGGUCCUAUGAGAGGCUCAGACGACGAUAAGACCUUCAAUAUGCUCAUCUCUCGCGUUGCAUGCAUUGCGAAGUUGCAGCAUAAGAGCAUCGGCUAUUCCGGCCCACUGAGCCGACAACUUCUCUGCUACCGCGCUUUGAUCUCCGAGGUGCGAUCUGCACUGAGGAAUUUGAUCGAGGUUGUUUUGACUAGUCUUUUGCUCAGCGGUGAUGCUGAUCGGGACCGCAAGGAUUGGACCGAGAUGUCAAUUAACAGGCUGCCUUUUAUUGAUGAUAAUGAUUGCGGACUGGGAAUUGCUGUUCGCACCUACCUGGAUGACCUUCCCCUGCAAGCGGAGCCUACAUCCCCCGAGGCUCGCGCCGAGGUCAAGUCAAAGGGAAAGGAGUGGUUCCAGCACAGCGAGAGCUUCACAGGCAAUCUGGACGAGGCAUUCAAACUUUGGGAUGCGGUCUACAAGGGCACUCAAGCGGCGAGCAACGAACUGAAGGACACGAAGUUGUGGGAUAACGCAAACAAAUGGCUGUCCGAGAGACGGUAA